CAAUAGCGACGAGAUUCGCUGAUUGACGGUUUGCUCGGCCAAUAGAAAGGCGGAUCGGGGGGGUUGUCGCGCGCGCGACGGCCAAUGGGAGCGCUCGGCGGGAUGCGGCGGAACGUGGAGGUGAAGGCGCGGCUGAGGGAGAGGGAGGCAGUGCUGAGGGCGGCCCUGCGGCGGCGGGCGGUGAGCACGGACUGCGCCGGGACCGGGCACGGAGCACCCCGGGACUGCCCCGGGACCAGGCUCGGAGCGCCCCGGGACUGCCCCGGCACCGGGCCGGGCAGCGAUGAGGGGCAGGAGCCGCCUCAGGAGUGCCCCGGGACCGGGCAUGGAGCGCCCCGGGAGUGCCCCGGGACCGGGCAGGAGCCGCCCCAGGACUGCCCCGGGACCGGGCAGGUGCUGCUCCAGACCGACACGUUCUUCCAUGUGCCGCGGGGGCGGCUGAAGCUGCGCCGGACGCAGGACGGCCGGGGGGAGCUGAUUUUCUACGAGCGCCCCGACAGAGCCGGUCCCAAACUGUCCCUGUUCAGCACCAGCCCCACGGCCGACCCCGAGGGGCUGCAGGCGGUGCUGUCCCAGUCCCUGGGCGUGCUGGGCACGGUGAGGAAGGAGCGGCUGCUGCUGCUGCUGGGCCAGACUCGGCUGCACCUGGACCGCGUGGAGGGCCUCGGGGACUUCCUGGAGCUGGAGGUGGUGCUGCGGCCGGAGCAGAGCGAGCAGGACGGGCAGCGCCUGGCACAGGAGCUGCUGCGGGAUCUCGGCGUGGCUGAGAGUGACCUGGUGCCCGGGGCCUACCUGGACCUGCUGCUGGCACUUGGGGACAGCGGGGACAGCGGGGACAGCGCCCCGUGCCAGGGACAGCGGGGCUGAGGGCAGGGCGGCCGGCGGGCCGGGGACCCCUGGAAGUGUGCGGUGCCCUGUGGCACCCCAUAAACACCCUGUGCCCCCUAUAGACACCUUGUGCCCGCCCCAUGGACACACUGUGUGCCCCAUGGACACACUGUGCCUGCUCCAUGGACACACUCUGUGCCCCAUGGACACACUCUGUGCCCCAUAGACACACUGUGCCCACCCCAUAGACACACUGUGCCCUGUCACACCCCAUAGACACCCUGUGCCUGCCCCAUGGACACACUGUGCCCACCCCAUAGACACACUGUGUGCCCCAUGGACAGCCUGUGCCCGCCCCAUAGACACACUGUGUGCCCCAUGGACACACUGUGCCCUGUCACACCCCGGCAAGCACGCUGUGUGCCCCAUGGACAGCCUGUGCCCGCCCCAUAAACAUCCUGUGUGCCCCAUGGACAGCCUGUGUGCCCCAUAGACACACUGUGCCCGUCCCAUAGACACACUCUGCCCUGUUACACCCUAUAGACACACUGUGCCUGCCCCAUAGACACACUGUGUGCCCCAUGGACAGCCUGUGCCCGCCCCAUAGACAUACUGUGCCCCCCAUGGACACACUGUGUGCCCCAUAAACACCCUGUGCCCACCCUAUAAAAACCCUGUGCGGCCCAUGGACACUCUGUGUCCACCCCAUAGACACACUGUGUUCCUGUGGGCACCCUGUGCCUUGUCUCACCCCAUAGACACCCUGUGCCCUUUCACUCCCCAUAAACACCCUGUGCCCACCCCAUAGACACCCUGUGCCCACCCCAUAGACACACUGUGCCCUGUCACUGCCCAUAAACACCCUGUGCCCGCCCCAUAGACACCCUGUGCCCUGUCACUCCCCAUAAACACCCUGUGCCCACCCCAUAGACACACUGUGCCCUGUUACACCCCAUAGACACACUGUGCCCACCCCAUAGACACCCUGUGCCCUGUUACACCCCAUAGACACCCUGUGCCCACCCCAUAGACACACUGUGCCCACCCCAUGGACACACUGUGCCCUGUCACACCCCAUAAACACCCUGUGCCCUCUAUAGACACCCUGUGUGCCCCAUGGACACACUGUGUGCCCCAUGGACAGCCUGUGCCACCCCAUAGACAGCCUGUGCCCGCCCCAUAGACACCCUGUGCCCUGUUACACCCCAUAGACACCCUGUGCCCACCCCAUAGACACACUGUGCCCACCCCAUAGACACCCUGUGCCCUGUCACACCCCAUAGACACACUGUGCCCGCCCCAUAGACACACUGUGCCCUGUCACUCCCCAUAAACACCCUGAACCCCCUAUGGAUACUCUGUGCCCACCCCAUAAACACUGUGCCCAUCCCAUAAACACCCUGUGCCCUGUCACACCCCAUAAACACCCUGUGCCCACCCCAUAGACACCCUGUACGCCCUAUGGACACCCUGUGCCCCUUAUGGACACCCUGUGCGCCCCAUGGACACUCUGUGCCCACCCCAUAGACACACUGUGUGCCCCAUAGACACACUGUGCCCUGUCACACCCCAUAAACACCCUGUGCCCGCCCUAUAAACACCCUGUGCGCCCUAUGGACACUCUGUGCCCGCCCCAUAGACACACUGUGCCCGCCCCAUAGACACACCCUGCCCUGUCACACCCCAUAAACACCCUGUGCCCGCCCCAUAGACACACUGUGCCCUGUCACACCCCAUAAACACCCUGUGCCCACCCCAUAAACACCCUGUGCCCUGUCACACCCCAUAAACACCCUGUGCCCACCCCAUAGACACACUGUGCCCUGUCACACCCCAUAAACACCCUGUGCCCACCCCAUAGACACCCUGUGCCCUGUCACUCCCCAUAAACACCCUGAACCCCCUAUAGAUAUUCUGUGCCCACCCCAUAAACACUCUGUGCCCACCCCAUAAACACCCUGUGCCCUGUCCCACCCCAUAAACACCCCACAGACACCCCCAGCCCCAAAACCCCCCCGGGAACCCCACAGUACCCCCGUGGCCACCCUGCCCCCCCCGCGGGUCACCAAUAAACUCCGUCCCCGCC
Taeniopygia guttata (zebra finch) is the source of this 2914-nucleotide messenger RNA. RefSeq lists its product as uncharacterized. NCBI's taxonomy places the organism in Eukaryota, Metazoa, Chordata, Aves, Passeriformes, Estrildidae. The record is from RefSeq and is a predicted model, not a curated record.